Drosophila eugracilis is the source of this 1989-nucleotide messenger RNA. It is a transcript of the gene dgt1, whose product is annotated as KAT8 regulatory NSL complex subunit 2. Lineage: Eukaryota; Metazoa; Arthropoda; Insecta; Diptera; Drosophilidae. Gene Ontology annotation, cellular component: NSL complex. The record is from RefSeq and is a predicted model, not a curated record. The coding region runs from base 86 to 1855 and encodes 589 amino acids. The transcript is spliced from 6 exons.
CUGUCUUUACAAGCAUUUUUCAUUCGCAUUUUUUGUUUCGCACCUAAAAAAAAAACGAAAUUCCGAAUUGGAAUAAAUAGAAAAAAUGUCCAGCUUUUCGCCAAACCAAUUGCGCCAAUGCGCCCGCUUCACCGGCACACCCUGUACGCCGGACAAGGAGCAGCAGCUACGGGAGCAGAUCCACAGCGAGUUGACCAAGAUCAAGUACUGCGCGAAUCCUACUUACGAAUGCAGUCUUAUGCGGAUCGAAGGCUAUGAAUACUGCAUCCGGCACAUCCUGCGCGAUCCUCGAUCCAACUACCGCCAAUGCUCGCACGUCUAUUCGAACGGCAGAAAGUGCAUUAACGCGGUGGCUAAAUUUGACAACAAGAAAGAGCAAAUCCUGACUACCCUCUGCUUUGAGCACAAUCGCCAGACGCAGCUGCAGAAGACCCACCUGAAUGUUGGUCGCAUUCGCAGUCGUGUGGAGACUAACGAGACCCUGCUCCACGGUCUCUCAUCGCACAUCAACGUGGAGGACAUAAAGCCAGAGGUCCCCAAAGCUGAACCAGAUGACGAUGAAAUUGAUGUGGUCUCGCCGCACGUUAUUCCAUUUGUCCCCCAGGAUCAUCGCAACUCCAUAAGACAUGUUGUGGAGAGCUCGCGCAAGCGACGUCGCAUUCUGGAUUAUGCUUCUGAUAGUUCCAGCAACGAUGAGGAUCCGCCUUGUCUAAAGAAUACCGCUCAGGACAUAGAGUUCUACGAAUCGGACUAUGAAAGCAUAGAUUCCGAAGAUGACGAUCCCUUAAAACACGCUGGCGUUUUCACCCGUGCCGAGGCAGUAAGGAUUGCCGAGACCAAGCUAAUAAAGCUUCAGGGUCUUUAUCGUGAGCAGCUUUCACAUUUGCAGAAUGUCCUGAAGCAACGGCGUCGCAAAUAUUUGCACGACAUACGCCGAGAGCGAGAGAUAUAUUGUAGCAUCCAUGAUCAGCUAAAGGACACGCCGCACGAGCGGAAGCUGUACGAACAGCUAAAGGCUCUGAAUAGCUACCAUCGUCGCCAGGGCAUGGAGGCAGUGCUGUACAAGAAACUAAAGGAGAAGCGCGCCCGGGACACUCUGUAUGCAUCAAAAUCAUCUAGUAACCCAAAGUGCGUUUUCACUGAGGGUGGCGUAAAGUGUGGUGAACGAACACUACCCUGCUGCAAACACUGCCGCAAGCACAUCCUGGAGGACAAGCGCCAGGUUCUGUUUCGUGCCUGCGGCGUGGAACGGAGUGGGGUGGUCUGUCAGGAACCGGUGGCUAGCAUUCUUGAAGACUCGAAUUGCGUUCUGCAUCUGACCGUCGCGCCGGCUAAGCGGCAGUAUAUACAAAAGUUUUAUGAACUUCCGAAAACUCCGCCGGUAGAAAGUAUUUUCGCAGCAGGCCGUGGUGUCGAUAAUUUUGUUGAAGAAGACCCUCCGGUUAUAUCGCAGACGGAGGGUGAUGAUCUUUUGGAUUUAGCAAGUGGUAUAUUCGAGUUUGACCUCGAAACAGCCGAUGAACUGGCAAACUCUCUCGACGGUGACUGCACCAUGUUCCUAGACAUGGAAAGUGACCUCGGCUUAGCCAUUAACGAUCACACUGUGGACAUUGGAAACUUAGACUUAGGUCUCCAGGAAGAAAUCGAAGGAGUUUCAAGCUAUUCAGUUGAUCCUGUUGAAACUCUGACUCAAGACAAUUUUAUCGAUGGCCACUUAGAUUUAGAUGAAUCAUCUGUGCAAGACAGUAACGAACUUAACUUUAAUAUCGACGAUUCGGAAAGCAAUAUUAACGAAGUGUUGCGAAUGCUAGAGGGCAUUGAGCAAAUGCCCUGGUUUGACGCCCUAAUGAACUAGUUCCAUUACUUAGUGAUAAAUGCGAGUCCGAGACCGAGGAAGAUGAGAUCCAGUCUGCGAGCGUGAGUACGAUUAUAAAAAAGGAAAAAAAGGAGCCCACAGAAAAUCUGAACACGAGUCAAGUUCUCAACGUC